This is a messenger RNA of Entamoeba invadens IP1, 309 nucleotides long. RefSeq lists its product as hypothetical. The transcript has a single exon. Bases 1 to 309 code for a protein of 102 amino acids. Lineage: Eukaryota; Evosea; Mastigamoebida; Endamoebidae. The record is from RefSeq and is a predicted model, not a curated record.
AUGUAUCUCUUCGAUGACCCAACAACAACAAACACAUUAGAUUUCUGGCAAAAGGAAAUCACAAGGUAUCUUGACAUCGCAACGCCAAGAUAUCUACUUGGCGUUGGGGAAAAGUUCCAGAAGAGUGUGUAUGAGAAAGCAAACGAAUUCGCAGCCGAAAGUCUUUUUACACACCAAUACAUCGAGUUAACUGAACUGAAAAACUGUGUCAAUUUUAUUAAAGAAAUUAUCGACGCAAAAGUUCAGCCGUUACCUCAGAAAAAUAUUACAGACGAAAAAACAACAAACAGUUGUUGUGUUAUUCUUUGA